AUGGUUGCAACCCAACCCGAAAGAGAUGAUCUAAAUAGAAGGAGAGGGUUAGACGAACAAUAUGUUCAACCAGCCACUCAGCCAGGGGUCCGCAUUCAAGAUCCAGCUCAAAGAGAUCCUAAUGUGACACUGAUCGGCCAAGAGGGUGAACAAGUUCAUCCAUCCGCGCAAGCACAGUUGAAUGAAUUGAAAAGGAAAGAGGAUCCCUUAUCACAUCUCAAGUAUUUUGAAAUGCAAAUAGACUUGCAAGGGGUACAAGGAGAUGUGUGUUGCAGAAUUUUCUCUGCCACACUCUCCAAAGCUGCUCAACAAUGGUACUUCAAGUUGACACCAGGAAGGUUCAACUCUUGGAAGGCAUUCUCCUCGGAGUUUCAUGCACAAUUCUCUUCUUCUCGUCAACUCCUGUUACAUUUAGAAGACCUGGUCAAAGUGAAGCAAAGACCAGGAGAGCCUCUCCGAACUUAUAUAAGCAGGUUCAUGACGGAGGCAAAAAAAGUGGCGCGAUUAACUGAAGAGGGGAAAUUAGCCAUCAUACUGGGAGGCAUAAAGAUUCUAGGAGAGUUGUGGAAAGACAUCAAGAAAAGUUGUCCAGUAGAUUCUAUGAGUGAUUUUCUCGACCGUGUAGAUGGUUUCAUCAAGCUUGAAGAAGCCAUUCAACGAGCAGAUGUUGAGCCUAAACUGGGCCAAUCACAAGUUCCUUCGGCUGCGACGUUCGUUCAAAACCCCCAGUACCCUAAUAGUUCAAACUUGGACAGUAAAAGAUCUAACAACAACAACAGACAAGGCAAUGGAAAAAAGGGAAAGUUCGUAGGCAAAGCCGAACAGAUGUCUAAAGAGAAUCCGUCCAAAUUCACUACUUUCUCUGACGACUUGGAGACCAUCUACAUGGCUACUCAGUCAGUAGUUUCGUACAAGAAACCUGCUCCCAUGAAAAAGGACAUAAUAGACGAGCAUUUGCAAGUCAUCAUUGCGAGCCCGCAUAUAGCUGGAGAUUUGGGCAAAGCUCAGAAGAGGUAUGCUCGAACCUUACAGCACGAGCAAAAAGAAGUGGUCCUGGCCGUAGAAGAAAGGCAACCAAAAAUACCACGAGUAGGGGAACCCACUAUAACAUUCAAUGAAGAAGAUGUUGUCAAGGUUCGUUUCCCGCACAAUGAUCCAUUAGUUGUGGAAGUACAGAUAGCUAACAACACAGUGGCCCGAACUAUGAUAGACAAUGGAGCCUCAGUAAAUAUCCUAUUCAAAACACCAUAUGAAAAAAUGGGGCUCCAACUCAAAGAUCUGAUCCCUUGCCUCCAGCCCGUAUACAGUUUUUUCGGCCAGAGUGUUGCACCUUUAGGGAAAAUUCGCCUACCCCUCACUGUUGGGCAAGCUCCAAAAUGCAUAACUGUGAUGGCACAAUUUUUGGUACUGGAUAUUCCAUUAGCCUUUAAUGUCAUGUUGGGUCGGCCAACCUUAUAUGAAUUAAAAGCUGUUACAUCGAUAUUCCAUUCGUGCGUCAAGUUCCCAACAAAGAAUGAGCAGCGAGAAAAGCUUGUCACUUUUCUAAAACAGAACCUGGAUGUUUUGGCGUGGAAAUAUUCAGACAUGGUCGGAAUAUUGUCAGAGGUCAUGUGUCACUGGUUGAACAUUGACCCUGAAGUGCGAGGAGUACGAAAAAAGCACUGCAAAAUGGACCCCGCGAGGUACCAAGAGCUUAAGAAAGAGGUGGACCAUCUGUUAGCAUGCGACUUCAUAAGGGAGUCAUUUUACCCGAACUGGUUAGCCAAUUCUGUUCUUAUACCAAAACCCAACGGCUCAUGGUGA
This is a messenger RNA of Cannabis sativa, 1803 nucleotides long. RefSeq lists its product as uncharacterized. The coding region runs from base 1 to 1803 and encodes 600 amino acids. NCBI's taxonomy places the organism in Eukaryota, Viridiplantae, Streptophyta, Magnoliopsida, Rosales, Cannabaceae. The record is from RefSeq and is a predicted model, not a curated record. The transcript is spliced from 5 exons.